Lotus japonicus is the source of this 1132-nucleotide messenger RNA. Its product is annotated as single-stranded DNA-binding protein WHY1, chloroplastic-like. Bases 66 to 851 code for a protein of 261 amino acids. Lineage: Eukaryota; Viridiplantae; Streptophyta; Magnoliopsida; Fabales; Fabaceae. Gene Ontology annotation, molecular function: single-stranded DNA binding. Gene Ontology annotation, biological process: defense response; regulation of DNA-templated transcription. The transcript has 7 exons. The record is from RefSeq and is a predicted model, not a curated record.
AAAAAAAAUAAAAACAGAAUACAUAACCAAGAAAAAAGAAAGGAUAGAGGGGGGUGCCUGAAACAAUGGUACACUCCAUUGCCAUUAAGCCAUGCCCAAUCCCAACCCACUCUUUCAUCACAACAAAGUCCAUCACUUUUAGGGGUUUCAGUCCUUCUUCUUCAGCCACACCCACCACCUCUCUCACCCUUCCAUCACUCUCUGUAAAAUGCCGCCAAACCGAGCUCUUUGACUCCCCACAACGCCCUCCACCUCCGCCAGUUGUAGAUUUGCCGCCCAGGGUUUAUGUGGAUCACUCCCUUUACAAAGGCAAAGCUGUGCUGACACUAUCUCCUAAACCUCCGGAAUUUUCGAUGUUGGAUUCUGGUGCAGUUAAAGUAUCUAGGGAAGGUUAUAUUCUCUUCCAGUUUGCUCCUGCAGUUGGUGGUGGUACACGCUUAUAUGAUUGGAACAGAAAGCAGGUAUUCUCACUAUCAGUAAAUGAAAUGGGAGCUCUAAUUAGCCUUGGUGCAAGGGGGUCCUGUGAAUUUGUACGUGAUCCUUUUAAGGGAAAAAGUGAUGAAGGUAAAAUCAGAAAAGUUUUGAAGGUGGAGCCACUUCUGGAUGGUUCUGGUCACUUGUUUAACUUAAGUGUUCAAAACAAGCUCAAGAAUGUGGACGAAAGCAUCUUUGUUCCUGUUACAAAAGCAGAGUUAGCAGUUUUUAACUCACUUUUCAAUUUUAUCUUGCCAUACCUUCUAGGUUGGAAUGCUUUUGGAAACUCCAUAAAGCCAGGGGUAUAUAGCCGAGUGCAUAAUGCCAGCCAAGAUACGGAGCAGAAUAUGAAUGGAACAGUUGGGGAUAAUUUGUGAAUAUGAAUGGAACAGUUAGGGAUAAUUUGUGAAGUUAAGAGCAGAGGAGGAAUUGCAGCGCCCUGUGAGAGCUUCUCAACUAAAUUGUGUUAAAAUUCUUCAUAGUAUUAUUAGAACACUCAUUCUUAAUCCUCAUUUUUCCUCAAAGUUAGGUCCAUAAUGGCAAGUGGGAUUGCUGGAUUCGGUUAUUUCCAUUUCUUUUUCAUUUCCUAGUGAGGACACCCUCCCAUGUAAUUUGUAAAUGAAUUCUAUCAAGUUAAAAGUUUUUUUUUCUAAAUAAA